AUGGAUGAUGGACAAUGGCUACUGCAAAGGACGACGCACGACUCACGGAGCGUGGGACCGGACAUGACCAUAUGGCCACCGCGCGGUGCGCUCUCCGCUGCUCGUCUAAAAAUAACGAGAGAUGAAGAAGUUGAUGAGGCGGGCCAGGGAGAUCACGGCGGUUGCUCAGCCUCGCAGACAAGCUUCUGUAGGGCCGUUUCACUGCCAGCGGGAACCCAUUCGGGCCAGACGAGUGCAACAUCCAUGGGCCGGUCGACAUCGCCUCUGCAGCAUCACACGCUGCCGUGCCGAGUGGCCGGUCGGGACUCAAUCACCACUCCACCCUACCCUGCCGCCAUGCCCCCUCCCGUUCGGGCUGUGUCUCCUUCGACCUGCUCGACGGAGGUGGCGCGGAGCGUGCAGCACAGCAAACCCACUGGCCAUCUGAAGGAUGCAAACCAGCAGGGCCGCCAGCGGUCCGGAAGCGCUGCGGACGCCCUUCCCUCGACGGCGUCGCAGGGAUAUCCUGAGGCCGCAGACUUUUCUAGAGAGUCGCUAGAAGACGAAUCGACAACCUCGCCGUUCCAACCGUCGCCGUUAGUAUCUCAUGCAAACUUCUCUGCGCAACCUUCAGUCCGCUCGGCGCGGUCUUUCUCUCAGCCAUCACCAGUAUCGAUAGCUCAAGUUUCACUUCUGCCGCAGCAACAUGGCUCUUCAACUCACGGCACCGAGGCUUCGUUAUUUGAGUCGAGAGCCGUGCUGAAUAGGCCAUACGAGGAGCCUGUUGCAUACCAGAAUGUCACUCCCUUCGGGCCUGCCCAGGAACACGGGCCCAAGCCGGACUACGAAGCAAUCGCAUACAACGCACACGAUACACGAGAGACACGGCCUCCGAGCUAUGGAUCGCAGCAACAUCUCAGACGUCCUAGGCGAGUGAUGGAUGCUUGGAGGCCUGGGCAUAUUAUGAGGUUUCCCGUGUGGGGGUUUGGUGCGCUUCUCGGAGUGAUUGCUUUCACUGGAGCGUCCUUGGGCAUACUGCUGGCAAGUGAUGGUGAUCGUGUCAGCAAGUGGCAAGUGAACAACAUACAGCCUUCAGUCUAUCUUUCAGGCUUUUCCCUGAUUAUGGAUUCAUUGGCUGCGUUCGCUUUAGCGGAAGGUCUAACCGUCCGAUUUUGGACACAGGCCAUGCGUGGAGUCUUUAUAAGCGUUUUGUACGAUAUUUUCGAAUCUGGCUGGUUAUCUGGUGCUCUACGAUGCGCCAUACGUCUUCGCUUUAAUAUGGUCGCUGUUGCAUGUCUUCUCGCCGCAGUCUCUACUACACGAGGGCCUUUUUUUCAACGCGCCUCUACCGUCACUAAUGAUUUGCUUCCUACCAGUGGCACAAUAGAUAUCCAGAUGGCAUCAAACCCUUUAAUAGACUAUUUCGAGUCUGCCACGACCGACCAACAGAUAAGGGGCUCGUUUACGCCAGAGCUCUCUGCUCUUGUAAGAAACUUCAGCGCUGGGGCCCCUUUUCCACACGAAUCGCCCGGAUGCGGCGACAUCUGCACAGCAACGGCCAAGGGAAUCGGCUUCAAUGUAACCUGCACUACGAGCGAGCAAUCUUUCGACCUUACCUCCCUCCCAGAAAGCUGUAAAACUUGCACCGACAAAACCUGUCGAUCCCACUGCAAAAACCUAGCCGCGCAAGACUACAACUUCAACUUCUUCUCCGUCGGCUACAACACCUCCGACGACCAAUCCCUCACCCUCUUCACCACCUUCAAAACCGAACCUAAUUGCGCCGGCACCAUCCAAACCCACACCUGCUCCCUCACCCAAGGGACAGUCACCUACCCCAUCACCCUCACCAACAACACCAUCUCGCGCCAGAACUCUCACGAGAACCUCACCAACCAAACCUCAAGCGAAUCCUUCAACACCACCAACUCUCUCGAUCCCAAAUUCAUAACCAAAUACUGGCCCACCCUCUUCAGUACCCUCUUCCCCCCGAUCGCCGUCAACGUCUCUAUCCGCGAAGACUUCGGCGCACAGCUUUACACCAAAUGCGCCGCCGCACCCAGCAACGCGUGGGCCGAGCCUUCCAGCAACGCCUCCUCUUGCUCCGGUACCACCCCCCCUUUCCUGCAAGACCUAGGCAUCCGCUACGCCACCCCGUCCCUCGACGCCUCCGGCAACGCGGCGGGCGACGUCUGCAAUGCGACCUUCCGUGACCCAAUGCCCGACCUCGUCGACGGGCUGCAGGAGCUCGCCUUCCGCAUCUCCCUCGCCAUGGCGCUCGCCAACUCCACCGCCUUCCUGCCCGGCAUGAGCGCUGCGCAGGUCGACGACGCGCGAAAAGGGUGGGCGCAGCGCGUCGACUACCAUGGCUGGGAAACCGCCACCGUCUUCCACACGAACGGAACCUACGUCGCGCUCGGCGUCAUCGCGUCGUUGCUCGGCGUGCUCGCGACUCUGCCGCUGUAUAACCAGUGGUGGGAGCUCGGGCGUCGGGUGAGCCUGAAUCCGCUUGAGGUGGGCAGGGCGUUUGGGGCGCCGGUGCUCGACGGGCUCGACGGCAAUGCGGGCGCGGCGCGGGUGGUGGCGGAGCAGGGGGACAAGGUGGUGCGGUACGGGGUUGUGGAACGGUAUGGGGCGGAGAAGAAGUUGAGAAUCGAGGCGGCGGGGAGCACGAGGGCGCCGUGGCAGAAUGAGGUGUUUGGGUAA
Molecule: messenger RNA, 2685 nt
Organism: Mytilinidion resinicola
Lineage: Eukaryota; Fungi; Ascomycota; Dothideomycetes; Mytilinidiales; Mytilinidiaceae
Exons: 6
Coding region: 1-2685 (894 amino acids)
Source: RefSeq, a predicted model, not a curated record